UGAACAUCAGCGCCUAUUGGCUGUAAAGUUGUCUUAGCAAGAUUUAAAAGAACAUCAUGAAGUCGCAAAAUAAGUCUGCCGGUGUACUCAAGAUCCACAAAAAUGCCAGCAUUGCCAGCUCGCAGACAGCGACCCAGGACAUAGGCAAGGAUUCGUAUCAGCGACAUGUGUCGCAAUUUGUUGUGGAUGUCAAGCGAUGCAGUGAGACGGUAAGAAAAUUGGAACCGUUUUUGUGUUCAUAGAGCUGAAGGAUGAGGAUCGCACGCUUCUAUUGCCGCUUUCCUAUACACAGAUGGCCGAUAGAGCCCAUUGAACUCAGCUAUGUGGGGAUCCAGCUGAAGCGUGAAUGUCUCCAGUUAAUCCAACUUUUUGUACUGCGAAAGAUCGAGGAAGGCUGGCGUGUCGCUGUUCCCGGCAAACAUGGCUAUACAUUGUCCAACAUAAGCGACUCCUACGUGGCCUGCGAUCAGGAGUGCAAGGACUGCAAGGAUCAGGAGUCGAAGUGGCCGAUUUGCAAG
Drosophila subobscura is the source of this 518-nucleotide messenger RNA. RefSeq names its product putative U5 small nuclear ribonucleoprotein 200 kDa helicase. The transcript is spliced from 2 exons. The record is from RefSeq and is a predicted model, not a curated record. The coding region runs from base 57 to 242 and encodes 61 amino acids. Lineage: Eukaryota; Metazoa; Arthropoda; Insecta; Diptera; Drosophilidae.